ACGUCAGACUUCCGCUUUCUUCUGUCAAACAGUCAAGAGCGCGUGCGCAUCCCAUCCACUCGUACAAGUGAAUCGAAUAAUUUGUUAUUAGCGUUAUCUAGCUUUAGUUUACGUAAACGCGUUUAAUAUCACCUACGUCACAAAUUAAAAAAAAAGCAGAUUCGCACCGUGACCAUGGCUUCGACUCAGAAAUGCCUUGGAAAAGGAAGCUCUGCUCCUGGGGCUGUACCCAAAGGCCAGAUGCGACUUUAUAGUAUGAGAUUCUGCCCGUUUGCCCAGAGAGCCAGACUUGUGCUCUGUGCUAAGGGUAUAGAACCAGAAACUAUCAACAUCCAUUUGAAAGAGAAACCUGAGUGGUUUCUGGAGAAGAAUCCACUUGGCCAAGUGCCUACACUGGAAACCUCCAAUGGCCAGGUGGUCUAUGAGUCAGCAAUUGUAUGUGAAUACCUGGAUGAGAUUUACCCUGAGAAAAAACUGUUUCCUUCUGACCCCUUUGCAAAAGCCCAGCAGAAGAUGGUGCUGGAGGAAUACUCAAAGAUCAUUCCUCUGUUCUACAAAAUUCCUAUGACCAGAGUAAAAGGUGAGGAUGUGUCAGCACUAGAAGAAGAGUUGAAGGAAAAGUUCUCCAAACUGAACAAGGUUCUUGUUAACAAGAAAACCAAAUUCUUUGGAGGUGAUUCAGUCACUAUGAUUGACUACCUGAUCUGGCCGUGGUUUGAGAGGUUGGAGGCCUGGCAGCUCAAACACUGUCUGGAUGGCACUCCAGAGCUGAACAACUGGAUUUUGUGCAUGAAAGAGGAUCCACCAGUGAAGGCAGUCAUGUUCAGCACGGAUGUCUACAAAGCCUUUAUGGACUCAUUCUUGGAGGGAAACCCCAAUUUUGACUAUGGCUUAUAAACAUGUGCCUAUACUAAAAUAAUUCUAACUCUAAAAUGAAUACUGUUUUUCAGUACAGACCUUUUGUACAAGUAUAACGCAUUGUCACAGACUUCAUCAUAAAAUGGUAUUAAAGUGCCUUUAAAUUCCAA
Neoarius graeffei (lesser salmon catfish) is the source of this 1028-nucleotide messenger RNA. Its product is annotated as glutathione S-transferase omega-1-like. The record is from RefSeq and is a predicted model, not a curated record. The transcript has 7 exons. Gene Ontology annotation, cellular component: cytoplasm. The coding region runs from base 175 to 897 and encodes 240 amino acids. NCBI's taxonomy places the organism in Eukaryota, Metazoa, Chordata, Actinopteri, Siluriformes, Ariidae. Gene Ontology annotation, biological process: glutathione metabolic process. Gene Ontology annotation, molecular function: glutathione transferase activity; glutathione dehydrogenase (ascorbate) activity.